Messenger RNA from Conger conger (European conger), 2616 nucleotides. RefSeq names its product cadherin-related family member 1a (gene cdhr1a). The transcript has 19 exons. Gene Ontology annotation, cellular component: plasma membrane. The record is from RefSeq and is a predicted model, not a curated record. The coding region runs from base 1 to 2616 and encodes 871 amino acids. Gene Ontology annotation, biological process: homophilic cell-cell adhesion. NCBI's taxonomy places the organism in Eukaryota, Metazoa, Chordata, Actinopteri, Anguilliformes, Congridae. Gene Ontology annotation, molecular function: calcium ion binding.
AUGGCCUCAGUCCUCGUCCCUGUGAGAAAUCAGGAGAGGGCUCCUUCAUGCAGCUUCCAGAGUCUCCGCUCCGUCCUUUAUGAUGAAGAAUUGCAAGCUGACUACGCGCCCUCUUUCUUUGAUAAUGGGGUGAGCAGUGGAAAUGGAAACAUGGCUCUGUUCAGCCUCUCUGAGGACACUCCAGUGGGGACUCAGAUAUAUAUUCUGAACGGAACAGACCCAGAAGGCCAGCGUGUGAGAUAUGGGUUGACCUUUGAACCCGGAUCUAAGGAAUAUUUCAAAGUGGAUCCUAUUUCUGGGAAUAUCAGCCUCAUUGAUGAACUGGACAGAGAAACACAAGAUGAAAUUCGAGUGUCCCUCAGCAUUUCAGAUGGCCCUAAUAAAGUGGUGGAGAAAGUGCGGGUGUUCGUAACAGAUGCCAAUGACGAAAGGCCCUUCUUUAAAAACCUGCCAUUCAUUGUGGAUGUCCCAGAAGACACCCCCGCGGGGAGCAGUGUUUAUAAAGUCGAGGCUGUGGACAGAGAUACCGGCUCUGGCGGGAGUGUCUCCUACUUCCUCCAGAAUUCUCACAUGACUCAGUUCGCCAUUGACGGGCACAGUGGGGUCUUGCGGAUUGGACCACACAGCACUCUGGAUUAUGAGAAGUCACGGACCCACUUCAUCACCGUGGUGGCCAAGGAUGGGGGUGGCACAUACAAAGGGAGGGAACAGGUGCUGUCAUCAUCAGCCACUGUCACCAUCAAUGUGAUCGAUGCCCAGGACACACCUCCCAUCUUCGUUGGCACGCCAUAUUUCGGAUACGUUUACGAGGUCUCAGUACCAGGUUCUGAAAUCUACACUGUUUAUGCCAAAGAUGGAGAUCUUGGCAACCCUAAUCCAAUCCAAUAUUCAAUAGUGAACGGGGCUGAUGGUGUUUUCACCAUCAAUGAAUCCACUGGAUGCAUUAAGCUUCUUGCGUAUCCAGCUCAUCUUAAAAAAGAAAGAUAUGAAGUUAAAGUCAAGGCUACAGAGCUGGGCACAGAGGGACAGUUUUCCACCACAGUUGUGACGGUCCGCGUAGUGGACCUGAACAACCACCCACCCACCUUUUUUGGGGAGAGCGGCCCACAGAGCAAGUUUGAGCUGACCAUGUACGAGCACCCCCCCGAGGGAGAGAUACUGCGCAGCCUGAAGGUCACGGUCAACGACUCGGACCAGGGUGUCAAUGCUAAGUUUAACCUGAAGCUGGUGGGCCCAGGCACCAUGCUGCGGGUGGUCCCUCAGACGGUCCUCAAUCAGGCCCAAGUCACCAUCAUCGUGGAAGAUUCUGCAGCCAUCGACUACGAGCAGUUCCACUUCCUCACCUUCAAGCUCCUCGCUGUGGAGAUUGACACCCCGGAAAGAUUCAGUGCCACGGCUGAUAUCAUCAUCCAUCUCCUGGACACCAACGACAACACUCCCAAGUUCUCCUCCGACUAUUAUGUUGCCAGAAUCCCUGAGAACUCCCCCGGAGGCUCCAAUGUCAUCACUGUGACGGCCGCAGAUCCCGAUUCUGGUCUUUGGGGCGAUGUGAAAUACUCCAUCUAUGGCUCUGGUGCAGAUCUGUUCCUCAUCCACCCCACAUCGGGCAUCGUCUACACACAGCCCUGGGCCAGCCUGGACGCUGAGGCCAAGUCCAAGUACAGCUUCUACGUGAAGGCAGAGGACAUGGAGGGGAAGUACAGCCUGGCGGAGGUGUUCGUCUCCGUGCUGGACCUCAACGACCAUCCGCCCGAGUUCAACCAGGACUUUCUGGAGAAGACCAUGGUGAUCGGCGCCCCGGUCAAGAUAGAGGCAGUGGACGAUGACGCAGAGGAACCCAAUAACAUCAUCGAGUACUCCAUCAUGAAAGCGGACCCAGACAACGUGUUCGAGAUCAACCCGGACACCGGCGAGAUCAAACUCAAGCCCUACAUCAAGUCCCUGGACAUCGUGCAGAACAUCACCAAGCAGAAGGACUGCACCUGGUCACUGGUGGUGCAGGCACGGGACCGAGGGUCCCCCUCCUUCAGCACCACCACCGUGGUGAAGAUCGACAUCACUGAGGCGACCCAGCUCAAGGGGCCGAUGGCGGCCUUUUUAAUGCAAAGUAGGGACAAUCCCCUCAAAGUCCUAGGCGUGAUCGCUGGCGUCAUUAGCGUCAUAAUAGUCACGACGAUGGUGAUCUCCACCGUAAUGUUCAUGAGAAACAAAAAGUCCAACAGGAUUACGCCCGCACGGCGACUCAUCAGGAAGAGGCAGAGGGACCGCAGGCCGUUGGCUUUCAAACUGCCGUUCCGUCGCCGUGACGACCCCGCCAACAAGUUCACGGUGAGAGACCCGGAGAAGGAGUUAGAGAACGUCAACUACAACAACAACAUCAACAUGAGCCGCCCCCCGCCCCCACCUCCCCCCAGUGCCCCCGCCAUGCCCCCGCCAUCGCACUACCACCCCCGGCCCAGUCAGGGGCACUGGCCCGGACACGUGCCGUCCAGAGCCAGCAGGAAGUCCAUCAGGACCAAAGAGACCAGCUUAAACUCAGCGUUUGUUUCCGAGCUGAAGAUGAGACUGGAACAGAAGAGUAUUUACAAUAAGGCAUAUCUUUUAGUUAAAUAUUGA